Rotaria sp. Silwood1 is the source of this 842-nucleotide messenger RNA. The record is from the annotation of a GenBank genome assembly. Lineage: Eukaryota; Metazoa; Rotifera; Eurotatoria; Philodinida; Philodinidae.
UUAGAAAAUUCAAUAAAAAGAAUUGUAUUGACAAAAAAUAUCAACUUCAGAGUAAACCGUCUGUUUGAAUAUUUGUUUUUUUUUUCUUUUCGAUUUAAAAUCAAUCAUAAUAGUAACAAUGAGAAGUAAACUUGUAAUAUUAUUCUGUUUUAUUGCAAUAAUUUAUCCGGUUACUUUAUUAGAUCCUAGUUGUAAAGAUAAAUUAAAUACAAAUGAAGUCUUACAUGAAGAACCAUGUUUUAUUAGUUGUCUACCUAAUGGAACACCCAUAAAAAUAAAUAUGGCACUUCUUUUUUGCUUCAAUUUUUUUCUUUGAAUAGCUUGUUGCAAAAUGGAUUGCUGAAUAUGGUUUACCUGAUGUUCUUGAUCUUAAUUAUGAUAUUACUCGUAAAUAUACACCACUAUGGUAUGAUGAAGAACUUCAAGAAUUAAUUAAUGCUGCAUGCAGUAUAUUAGGAGCAUGGGGUGAAUCUACAAUAUCAUCAACAUUACUUCAUCUUCGUUCAUUAGAUUGGGAUAAAAAAGCUUCAAUAGCUAAAUAUGCAAGAGUAACUAUCUAUCACCCAAAUGCAUCUUAUGAAGUUUAUGCCAAUCAUUUUCAUGAUUAUUACAAACAAAAAUAUUCGACAUCACAUGUUUUUGCUAAUUUUGGGCAAAAAGUUUGGAUUACAACUGAACAAGAUAUAACUUUACAUUUUGGUAAUCCAUCGACAUAUGUUCUUCCAGAUGUAAUUCAAUUUUCAAAUUCACUCCAUAUUGCUUUAACUAUGCUUAUUGAUACAAAACGAACUUGUUCAGUACAUCUUGGUCUUGGAGAAUUUCAUCGAAAUACUUCAAAAUAA